Messenger RNA from Pyricularia pennisetigena, 1086 nucleotides. RefSeq lists its product as uncharacterized. The transcript has 2 exons. The record is from RefSeq and is a predicted model, not a curated record. Gene Ontology annotation, molecular function: FMN binding; NADPH dehydrogenase activity. Bases 1 to 1086 code for a protein of 361 amino acids. NCBI's taxonomy places the organism in Eukaryota, Fungi, Ascomycota, Sordariomycetes, Magnaporthales, Pyriculariaceae.
AUGUCUAAACUCUUCACCCCUCUCAAGGUAGGCAACGUCCAGUUGGCCCACCGCAUCGCGAUGGCACCUAUGAGUCGAUUCCGUGCCGACGACGAUCACGUCCCCAUGAGCAUAGUCGCAGAAUACUACAAACAGCGCGCCUGCGUCCCGGGAACGCUCCUCAUCUCCGAGGCAACCCUCAUCUCACCCCGCGCGGGCGCCUACAGAAACUCGCCCGGCAUCUGGACCAAGGAGCAAAUUGCCGGCUGGAAGGCGGUGACGGACGCGGUGCACGGCCAGGGCAGCUUCAUCUACCUGCAGCUGUGGCACCUGGGGCGAACGGCAGACCCGACGGCGUCGGCACCGGGCCACGAGCUGCUGUCCUCCAGCGCGGUGGCCAUGGACGACAAACACCCGACGCCGCGUGAGAUGACGGAGGAGGAGAUCCAGCAGGCGAUCCGGGACUUUGCGACGGCGGCCAGGAACGCCAUCGAGGCCGGCUUCGACGGCGUCGAGGUGCACGCGGCGAACGGCUGCCUCGUCGACCAGUUCCUGCAGGACACGUGCAACAAGCGCACCGACGGCUGGGGCGGGUCCGUGGAGAACCGGGCGCGGUUCGCGCUCGAGGUGACGCGCGCCGUGGUCGAGGCCGUCGGCGCCGACAGGACCAGCAUCCGGCUCAGUCCCUACAGCGACUUCCAGGGCAUGCUGAUGGCGGACCCGGCGCCCACCUUUGGCUACGUGGUCGACCAGCUCCGGCCGCUCCGCCUGGCCUUUGUGCACUUUAUCGAGUCCAAGAACGGCGACGACACGAGCGUCGACUGGCUGGUGAAAAGGUACGGCGGCGCCGGGCCCGUCCUGGUCGCCAACGGCUUCACGCCCGAGUCGGCCAAGAAGGCCGUCGACGAGACGUACAAGGACCUCGACGUCGUCGUGGUUUUUGGUAGGCUGUUCAUCGGGAACCCGGACCUGGUGUUUAGGAUCAAGGAGGGAGUCCCGACCGAGCCGAUCGGCUCUGAACAGGACUUUGUCACGCCCAAGACGCCCAAGGGCUACAUCGACUUUCCCUUUAGUGCAGAGUACCAGGCGUCUGUCAAGGCGAACUGA